Molecule: messenger RNA, 453 nt
Organism: Funneliformis mosseae
Lineage: Eukaryota; Fungi; Glomeromycota; Glomeromycetes; Glomerales; Glomeraceae
Source: the annotation of a GenBank genome assembly
AUGAAUCGUUCGACAUCAUCAAGCGAUGAUAAUGAUAUGCAUUUUGCUUUUCAAAAUGUGUUUACCAAUUUAAUUGCUUCUUCAUAUUCACUCGAAACCAUCCUUUCUAACAAUCCUCCAUACGAAUUAACCCUAACUAUCGAAGGUUUAUUACCACCUACUUCCCCUACUUCAAUUCCUCCUUACCCUCGUCGCUCUCGUCCGCAGUCCUGCGAAAGUUCACUACAAGCUGCCUCCCCCGCUUUACCUUCGUCACUCCCCCGCCGUUCUCGUCCGGUCGACGGGUAUACUUUAUUUAAAAGAGAUUUGGUCGCAAAAUGGAGAUGUGAUCCUAGCGUUGCUUUUUCUAAUAGAUGUAUUGACUCUAUCAAAGAUAUAUGGGAAUCUCAACCGCAUGAGGUCAAGCAUUUCUUUCAUGUUCUUUCCGUAUGCGUUAAUCGUACGCUAGGAUGA